AUGAUAAAAAGUGGUACUCCAAUUUCUCAAUGUCUUGCAUUACUUUAUGAAUCUAAACGAGUAAUACGAAUACAAGAUGUUUUAGAUUAUUUUCCUGAAUUUACAAAAAUUGAACAUUUUAAAGAGCCAUUAAUGGGAUUUCUUAAAGAAUAUUCAAAUGAAAUUAAGAAACUUCAAAUGGAAAUACGUGAUGCAACAGAAAUGGCUGAAGAAUUAAAUGAAGAAAUUGAUAAAGGAAAAUCAAGUUUUAUGGUUAUUCGUGCAAACAGUUCGUGUUCAUUUUGCCGAGAAUCUUUGCUUAAACGUCAAUUUGUUGCUUUUGUGUGUAGACAUUGUUUUCAUAAAUCUUGUUUGGAGAAAAGAUUGAAGCAAAAAUCUCCUGAAUUUGUUUUUUUAUUGGCUGAAGAACAUAAUCUAAAAAAAGAAUUUAAAAAAUUAACGGAAAAUGCAACAAUCAAUUCCAUUUUAAGACAACGAGGUGAAAAGAAUGGGAGAGAAGAAGAUGCAAAACGUAAAUUAGAUUCUGUCCGUACACAAAUUGAUGAAUUGUUAUUGGGAGAUUGUCUACUUUGUGGAUUACAAACAAUUGAAGAUGUGGAUAAACCUUUUUUUGAUAGUGGAGAUGAUUAUUUGGAACAACUUAAAAUGUGGAUACCUUGA
Messenger RNA from Meloidogyne enterolobii, 660 nucleotides. Lineage: Eukaryota; Metazoa; Nematoda; Chromadorea; Rhabditida; Meloidogynidae. The record is from the annotation of a GenBank genome assembly.